Messenger RNA from Eimeria mitis, 1233 nucleotides. RefSeq lists its product as uncharacterized. The transcript is spliced from 8 exons. Bases 1 to 1233 code for a protein of 410 amino acids. The record is from RefSeq and is a predicted model, not a curated record. Lineage: Eukaryota; Apicomplexa; Conoidasida; Eucoccidiorida; Eimeriidae. Gene Ontology annotation, molecular function: protein binding.
AUGAGCAGAGGCUGCCCCUCUUUUGCUGCAGCAUGGGAGGAUCUAACACAAAUCCUAGCAGCACAAGUGUUUGCUGCUGGCGAGGCUUACAGCCCUCUCCCUUUAUCGAGUGCAGGCUCAGCAACAGCAGCAGCAGCAGCAGCAGCAGCAGCUGCAGCAGCAGCAGCAGCAACUGCUGCUGCUGCUGCUGCAGAGGGCGUUGCAGCGGCCCAGGGGACCAAUGCUGAUGCUGCAGCAGCUGCUGCAGAUAAAGACUGCAGCAAACACAAUAGAGGGAACCUACACCAACAGCAGCAGCAGCAGCAGCAGCAGCAGCAGCAGCAGGAUAUGCAGACCGAUAUGCAGAUCGCUUGCGAUCAGGACAUUCCCCAUACUGACGCCAGCAGCAGCAGCAGCAGCAGCAGCAGAAGCGGGGUUACAGCUCUACAGCAGCAGCAGCAGCAGCAACAGCAGCAGCAGCAGCAGCAGCAGCAGCAGUACUUGCCUGGGGGAGACGGCGACUGGAGCCAAUGCGUUAUAUCAGCAGCAGCAGAAGCAGCAGCAGCAGCAAUAGCAGCAGAAGCAGAAGCAGCAGAAGCAGCAACUGCAGCAGAAGCAGCAGAUCUCAUCAGCCCCGUUGCAGCUGGAGGCCAAAGCCAUCCUACGGCCCUGGCGAAGUGUGCGCACCCAUCUCGUUUGGACUUUGUGUUGGAGUUUGCUCGUCUUUUGUGUCAACAAAACGACAAAGAAGGAAUACAACGCCUCGCAGAACACUGUCAGAGUAUGGCCCCCACCUCAUUCAGUACAUUUCAGGUGUAUGCGCAGCUCGCGCGUCUUAAUGGGGCCCUAGAAGAGGCUGUAGAGGUUUUGCAUGCAGCCACAGCUAUAAACCCAACGGCUGGUGAGGGUUGGACGCAGUUGGGUUCGGCGUAUUUAGAAAUGGGGGAUUUACUAUCAGCAGCAAAAGCUUUUGCUGCUGCAGCAGCAGCAGCACCAGCAGCAGCAGCAGCACAUCUAGGGGGGGGCCAGACACAGGCGCUGCUGCAUAACUGGGCUGCAGCAGAACGCCUCUACGCUACAGCUGUCAAAUGCAGGCCUGACCUGGCGACGACUUGGUGGCAUCUAGGGACGGCAGAGAAACACAGAAACAAAACCUCCGCCGCUUUUAAAAGCUUUGAAAGGAGGCUGCGUGCGGAUGGCCAGAAGGGUCCCUUAACUGCUGCAGUGUGGGCCGAGCGUUUGUUAGAGAGGUAA